Molecule: messenger RNA, 1100 nt
Organism: Serpula lacrymans var. lacrymans S7.9
Lineage: Eukaryota; Fungi; Basidiomycota; Agaricomycetes; Boletales; Serpulaceae
Gene: oxr3
Product: oxidoreductase
Exons: 4
Coding region: 92-1003 (303 amino acids)
Cellular component (GO): cytosol
Molecular function (GO): aldose reductase (NADPH) activity; oxidoreductase activity, acting on NAD(P)H as acceptor
Source: RefSeq, a predicted model, not a curated record
GGUUAACCAUGACUAAGUAACAUAUGCAGCAAGUACUCACAUCAGUGUAACAUCAUCGUCCACUUCCCCAACUAGUAACACAUUUUCUAUCAUGUCGCCGCCACUGUUCACGCUUCCCAGUGGUGACAAAAUUCCGAGCGUGGCCUUUGGCACUGCACCUGUCGACGAACGCUACCUGACCCCAGAGUUUCUGGAAGAUGUCCUCAAACGUGCAAUCCAGAACGGGCACCGCCACUUUGAUGAGGCGGAAAUGUACACAACGGAACCAGUUUUAGGCUCAGCACUCAAGGCUUUCCCUGCCAUAUCUCGGAGCGAGCUAUUCAUUACGAGUAAAGUUCACCCUUGGAUGGGAAUUAAACACAAGGAUGUAGAAGGUGCACUCCUUAACAGCUUGAAGGCACUCGGUCUGGAUUAUAUCGACUUGUAUUUGAUUCACAUGCCGUUCUUAGAUGUAGAGGGUCUCACCCUCGAGGAAACCUGGGCAAGUAUGGAGUCUGUCAAGGCUAAAGGCCUCGUCCGUCACAUUGGUGUCUCUAAUUUCCGCCCAAGCACUCUUGAGCGCUUGCUCAAGUCUGCAGUAGAAAAGCCAGAAGUGAACCAGAUCGAGCUUCAUCCGUAUCACUUUGAGCAUGAUACGGUCGAUUUUUGUCGCGAGCAUAAUAUUUUAGUUGCAGCCUACAGCCCACUUGCGCCCCUUGGUCCCUGCAGCGACGGGCCUCUUGCUCCGAUUCUUAACUCAAUCGCAGACAAAUACAACGUCACCCCAGGUCAGAUUCUUCUGAAAUGGCAACAUCAGCAAGGCUUCUUGCCCGUCACAUCGACUACAAGAGAUGAACGGCAGAAAGCACUGCUAAAUCUCGAUUUCACCUUGGAAGAGUGCGAUGUUAGGCUGAUCACGGAAAAGGGUGCAACAUGGCACGAGCAGUUAUUUAGAUGGGGCAUGGGCACCCCGAGGGAAGGGGAAGAUAUUGAAUACGACAAAUUGAUGGCGAAAAGUUUGUGACAUUGUUCGCUUUCUAUCCAGCUUUUAUUUGUAUAUCGAUCUUGAGUACAAGAGACAAGGUAAAUAUUACAUAUCUCGUCAUAAAACAUCAUACUGU